AUGGGACCCACUUCCAGCUCGGGCUUCUAUGUGAGCCGCGCAGUGGCCCUGCUGCUGGCCGGGCUGGCAGCCACCCUCCUGCUGGCGCUCGCCGCGCUCGCCGCCCUGUACGGCUACUGCGUGGGCGUCCCGCCGUCGGAGCUGCGUGGCCUCCGGGUCCCGGACGCCGCAUCCUCCACUCCCGGUAGUCAGGAGCCGCCGGCGACCCCGAAACCCGGCUCCGCACGCGAGCCGUCGGUGACGACCACCUCGGGCGACUGGCGACCCCCGGGGCCCUGGGACCAACUGCGCCUGCCGUCCUGGCUUGUGCCGCUGCACUACGAGCUGGAGCUAUGGCCCCGGCUGAGGCCCGACGAGCUCCCCGAGUCGUCAUUGCACUUCACUGGCCGUGUGAACAUCACGGUGCGCUGCACCGCGGCCACCGCGCGAUUGCUGCUGCACAGCCUCUUCCUGGACUGCGAGCGCGCCGAGGUGCGGGGUCCCCUGUCUCCAGGCAGCAGGGACGCCACCGUGGGCCGCGUGCCCGUGGACGACGUGUGGUUCGCGCUGGAUAUGCAGUACCUGGUGCUGGAACUCGGGGAGGCUCUGCAGCCUGGCAGCCGCUAUGAGCUUCAGCUCAGCUUCUCGGGCCUGGUGUAUCAGGACACUAGGGAGGGGCUCUUCCUCAACGUCUACACCGACCAGGGCGAGCGCAGGGCCCUGCUAGCAUCUCAAAUGGAACCAACAUUUGCCAGGAAUGUUUUCCCUUGUUUUGAUGAGCCAGCUCUAAAGGCAACUUUUAAUAUCACAAUUAUUCAUCAUCCAAGUUAUGUGGCCCUUUCCAACAUGCCAAAGCUAGGUCAGACUGAAAAAGAAGAUGUGAAUGGAAGCAAAUGGACUGUUACUACCUUUUACACCACGCCCCACAUGCCAACUUACUUAGCCGCAUUUGCUAUCUGUGACUGUGACCAUGUCAAUAGAACCGAAAGGGGCAAGGAGAUACGCAUCUGGGCCCGGAAAGAUGCUAUUGCAAGUGGAAGUGCAGACUUUGCUUUGAACAUCACAGGUCCCAUCUUCUCUUUUCUGGAGGAUUUAUUUAAUAUCAGUUACCCUCUUCCAAAGACAGAUAUAAUUGCCUUGCCUAUUUUUGACAACCGUGCAAUGGAAAACUGGGGACUGUUGAUGUUUGAUGAAUCAUUAUUGUUGCUGCAACCAAAGGAUCAACUGACAGAAAAAAAGACUUUGAUCUCCUACAUUAUCUCGCACGAAAUUGGACAUCAGUGGUUUGGAAACUUGGUUACCAUGAAUUGGUGGAACAAUAUCUGGCUCAAGGAGGGUUUUGCAUCUUAUUUUGAAUUUGGAGUAAUUAACUACUUCAAUCCUAAACUCCCAAGAAAUGAGGUCUUUUUUUCUAACAUUUUACAUGGUGUCCUCAGUGAAGAUCACGCCCUGGUGUCUAGAGCUGUGUCCAUGAAGGUGGAAAAUUUCGCAGAAACAAGUGAAAUAAAUGAACUCUUUGACUUAUUUACUUACAAUAAGGGAGCGUCUAUGGCCCGGAUGCUUUCCAGUUUCUUGAAUGAGCAUUUAUUUAUCAGCGCACUCAAGUCAUAUUUGAAGACAUUUUCCUACUCAAAUGCUGAGCAAGAUGAUCUGUGGAGGCAUUUUCAAAUGGCCAUCGAUGACCAGAGUAAAAUUCUUUUGCCAGCAACAGUAAAAAGCAUAAUGGACAGUUGGACACACCAGAGUGGUUUUCCAGUCAUCACUUUAAAUGUUUCCACUGGUGUCAUGAAGCAGGAGCCAUUUUAUAUUGGAAAGUUUAAAAAUCAGACUCUUCUUACCCACAAUGACACAUGGAUUGUCCCUAUUCUUUGGAUAAAGAAUGGAGCUACACAGUCCUUAGUCUGGCUAGAUAAAAACAGCAAAGUAUUUCCUGAAAUGCAAGUUUCAGAUUCUGACCAUGACUGGGUGAUUUUGAAUUUAAAUGUGACUGGAUAUUAUAGAGUUAAUUAUGAUGAAUUAGGUUGGAAGAAAUUAAAUCAACAGCUUGAAAAGGAUCAUAAGGCUAUUCCUGUUAUUCACAGACUACAGUUGAUUGAUGAUGCAUUUUCCUUGUCUAAGUGA
Molecule: messenger RNA, 2100 nt
Organism: Propithecus coquereli (Coquerel's sifaka)
Lineage: Eukaryota; Metazoa; Chordata; Mammalia; Primates; Indriidae
Gene: LVRN
Product: laeverin
Exons: 13
Coding region: 1-2100 (699 amino acids)
Biological process (GO): proteolysis; peptide catabolic process
Cellular component (GO): cytoplasm
Molecular function (GO): peptide binding; zinc ion binding; metalloaminopeptidase activity
Source: RefSeq, a predicted model, not a curated record